This is a messenger RNA of Scatophagus argus, 1021 nucleotides long. RefSeq names its product gamma-aminobutyric acid receptor-associated protein-like 2. Gene Ontology annotation, biological process: autophagosome assembly; macroautophagy; cellular response to nitrogen starvation. The record is from RefSeq and is a predicted model, not a curated record. Gene Ontology annotation, molecular function: ubiquitin protein ligase binding. The transcript is spliced from 4 exons. Gene Ontology annotation, cellular component: autophagosome; autophagosome membrane; cytosol. The coding region runs from base 188 to 541 and encodes 117 amino acids. NCBI's taxonomy places the organism in Eukaryota, Metazoa, Chordata, Actinopteri, Scatophagidae.
CUGUUAGUGAGGAGGAGAUUGUUUGUUGUUUUGUUGAGGGGUUAAGAGCUGCCUUGUCGCUUGCACGCUGGUUCAGGUGUUACGGCCUAAAAGAGACCUUCUAGAGAGACAUUUUCACCCCCAAAUUAACCCCGAGUCGCGUGUUUAAUCUGCCGCAUCGAGCGAAAAGAGCCCGGACACGGCAAACAUGAAAUGGAUGUUCAAAGAGGAUCACUCCUUGGAACAUCGAUGCAUAGAAUCAGCCAAAAUCCGCAACAAGUACCCUGACAGGGUCCCGGUGAUUGUGGAGAAGGUGUCCGGCUCACAGAUAGUGGACAUUGACAAGAGGAAGUACCUGGUCCCCUCUGACAUCACAGUGGCUCAGUUCAUGUGGAUCAUCAGGAAACGCAUCCAGCUGCCCUCAGAGAAGGCCAUCUUCCUGUUUGUGGACAAGACGGUGCCUCAGUCCAGCAUCACGAUGGGGCAGCUGUACGACAAAGAGAAGGACGAGGACGGCUUUUUAUACGUGGCCUACAGCGGCGAGAACACCUUUGGUUUGUAAAAGAAGAAGCCACGACCGUGACUGGCCUUACCUGCGGCGCCACGCCAACACCCACCCACCCACAUGUAAUCACAGCCCUCGCUCGGCCCCUGGAGAAAACCUCAUGAAGCCCCGCAGAGAUUCAGCAACACGAACGUAACAGGAAGUCAGACUGGCUGCUCACCUGACUGGAUGAAUAAAAAUUACUGCACCAGUGUGUUUGUUUUGGCCCAUGUUUCACCAGAUUCAUAGAUGAAGUUGUGUAUAGUGUGAUACUUUGGAUUAUUCUUUGUUUGACGUUGUGAUCUGAGUGUUGAAGGAGGAACUUUGAUUUGUUUUUGUUUUUCCACAUUUUAAAUAAUGAUGUGUGUGAAUGAGUUUUGCUUUUAGUUGUGCUUUCCUCUUUGCAGACAAUAUUUAAAAGAACUUUUAAUUUAAUUAUUUGAAUUGAAUUACAGUUUGAAUUAGGAUGACCUAACCAAUAAAAAGAUCAAAAUGAAA